UUCUCAGCACCAAUCGGCAGGGUAAUAAUGGAGGAUGAACUAGAAGCUAUCAACCGAGAAGCUGCUAUCCUCACGGAGCAAGGUGUUGAUAUCAUUAUUCUGCUUUCACAUGUUGGCUACACAAGCGAUAUGCGUUUAGCGCAGAGUGUUUCCCGCGAUGUCGAUAUCAUAGUUGGAGCGCAUUCCCACACCUUGUUAUACACCGGUGAGGCUCCUGACGGUAAUAUUCCAUUGGGCGAAUACCCUACCGUUGUUACGAGAGACGACGGACAUAGAAUCCCUAUAGUGCAAGCGUCGUGCUACACGCGCUACUUGGGCAUUAUUAAGUUGUACAUUAAUGAAGCUGGUAUUAUCGAAAGUUGGGAGGGACAACCUGUGUAUCUGGGAUCCUCUAUUGUGCAAGAUCCUUAUAUCAUGGAGUUACUCGAGCCUUGGCGACACGAGAUAGACGCUAUAGGCAGAGAAGUGCUAGGCUCGUCUCUCGUUGCUCUGAACCGCGACUCAUGCAAUCGCGGCGAGUGUAACAUUGGCAGCUGGGCUUGCGAUGGAUUUUUGGAAGAGGUUAUGUUGAUGGAGCCGAGACAAGCGCCACGAUGGCACAACGCUCAUGUGUGUAUGAUGUACGCGGGCGGCUUGCGAGCGCACAUCGAACCUGGCAACAUAACAACCGAAGACUUACUCCGAACAAUUCCAUUCGAGGACUACAUGCAAAUAUACGAACUGAAGGGCAAGUAUCUUCUAGAAGCACUCGAGUUCUCAGUUGGUGGCAACGUGGGUAGUUCGCCUGAUCAAUUCAACAGUGGACAAAUGUUGCAAAUUGGAGGCAUGCGCAACAUUUAUAACGUGACACAGCCAUCAAAUUCCCGCGUCACAGCUACAGUCCGUUGCAUAGACUGCGAUGUGCCACGGUACCUGCCUCUUGACGAAAAUGCUACUUAUACCGUUGUCACAUCGAACUUUAUUGGCGAUGGGGGUGGCGGUUACACUAUGCUGUCUGAAAACAGAGAGAACGUGGUGAACUUGAAAGUGGACUAUCAAAUGCUACAAGACUACAUGCGUCGACGG
This is a messenger RNA of Hyposmocoma kahamanoa, 1065 nucleotides long. RefSeq names its product apyrase-like. The record is from RefSeq and is a predicted model, not a curated record. NCBI's taxonomy places the organism in Eukaryota, Metazoa, Arthropoda, Insecta, Lepidoptera, Cosmopterigidae. Gene Ontology annotation, molecular function: 5'-nucleotidase activity. Gene Ontology annotation, cellular component: plasma membrane. The transcript has 8 exons. Gene Ontology annotation, biological process: AMP catabolic process. The annotation marks the transcript as partial.